Messenger RNA from Mollisia scopiformis, 1216 nucleotides. RefSeq names its product mediator of RNA polymerase II transcription subunit 6. The transcript is spliced from 2 exons. The coding region runs from base 123 to 1094 and encodes 323 amino acids. Gene Ontology annotation, cellular component: core mediator complex; mediator complex. Gene Ontology annotation, molecular function: transcription coactivator activity. The record is from RefSeq and is a predicted model, not a curated record. Gene Ontology annotation, biological process: regulation of transcription by RNA polymerase II. NCBI's taxonomy places the organism in Eukaryota, Fungi, Ascomycota, Leotiomycetes, Helotiales, Mollisiaceae.
AUUGAAUUAAGGCUAACAUUCCCGCUUUAGCGUCAUCGCAGCUAAACCUUAUUUUUGGAGGCUGAACUUCAACCAUAGCUCUUUAUCCUCUUGCGGACUUUAAUUGUCCAUCAAUAGCCACCAUGACUUCGCAGGAUCCUCCUCUCGAUGAAAUACAAUGGCGGUCUCCGGGAGCUGCUCAGUCAAUGAUGGGCAUACAUGAGAACUCCGUUCUCCAUUACUUUGCGAUGUCGCCCUUCUUCGACCCUACCUCGAACAAUGGAAUCAUAUCUUCACAAGCGCAAUAUAUCCCAAGUCUCAUGAAUGUGGUCGCGACGAGGGUAGCAUUUGAAGCGCAUCUGCGGACGAUGUCAGGCCUCGAGUUCAUGAUCUCAGAGCAGCCUGCUGAAAUGACACCUGGUGCUGGAACAGGAGUCUGGGUUAUUAGGAAGCAGACGAGAAGGAAGAGACACGCGGAGGAAGAUGAGAUCACUGUCCAUUCGACGUAUUUUGUAGUUGGAGAAAAUAUCUACAUGGCUCCGUCGUUGGCAGAUGUGCUAGGAAGUCGAAUGUUGUCGCUCAUGUCGUCUCUGAACAAGUUUGUCUCUUCCGCCGCAGCUCUGCCUGACUUCAGCCCAGCAAUGGGUCAUACCUACAUGCCUCCUUCCAGCGGCAAUCGGAAAACGAAUGAAUCCCAACUCGGGCAAGCUAGUAAAGAGACUACACCACUUCCAGACUCUCUACAGACUCCAAAGAAAUCCGCACAAUCCAAUGGAAGCAGCUACAUUAGCUCGCGGAUACUGGAAGAUUCUUUACUCAUAUCACUCAAGUACGGCGAUGAAUAUAUGGACGAAAUCCCAAUUACUGGGCAGCCGGGCGAAUUCCAUCUCAAAUCAACUGGACGGAAAGAUGCCAGUAAACUCAUGGUGCCAGCUCCUGGAAAAGUGUUACAGAUGCCGGGGAAAGCUCCGCCAGCACCUCCAUCACUCAAGACAGAUCUCCCACCGGAGAGGAAGGGAAGUCGCUCUGAGAAGAGUCCGAAAACACCAGGAAUGCCAAAACUGAAAAGGAGAAAGAGCAAGGCUGUAGGUGCAGGUAGUACAAGCCCAACGUAGAGGGCGGUAUGCAAACCAUAUCGGGAUGGAAAAGGUGCAUGAAUCGGCGUUUGGUAUACCCUUGCAUGGCUCGCCUUAUCGAGCAUUGGAUGACACUUCAGAAAUGAAUUAAAACUCAUGUC